UUCCUGUUGACCAUUUUCAUCACCUUUACAACCCGUGUGUGCGCACUAUACAAAAUGGAACUAGCAUUUUGAAAACGGCUCGUGCAGAUCGAAGAGCUGUCUCUGAGAGCCGCUUCGUUCGCGAACCGCCCACCGCCAGUCAGUGGGAAGACAUGGCUCCUUGCGGAUAAACAAACCCCCUCUCGCGUGGCUCCAAGAACUUAACGUAACUAACCUUAACAACGUUUUUUAUCACUGUAGCGUGGAAUUUUUAACACGGAGUAUCACGUCACAGAAAGCGACUACAAUGAAAACGAAGUCACUUUGCACGAAUCCGCUAUGAGUGACUCUAUAUAACAACUGCAUGCUGCAUGUCUUGACGUAAAGCAUCCAUCAUCCAUCCACACCUCAGUCUUGACCCACUCUGGAGAUAUGACUCGGUCACUAUUACCCGUCCGUGCAUGUUGUGCUGUGAGCGUGGCACAAUGAGAAAAGACGGGGAUAACCCUCCGAUAUUUUCAACCAAGAAACAAUGCCGGGGCCAGAUGAACUGUGGACCAGAGUUAGUUGCCGUUUUGGAAGUUGAGAAGAACCAACCAGAGCGGGAUGCAGACCAGACACAAGCGGCGUACGAGCAGCAGACUUCCCGACAUGCUUGCCAAAAGCACUUCAACAGACCACGGUGCGCCUUUAAAGACAAUGGGCGAUACGCUAACACUGAGGCCGGCCCUUCCAUUCAGAGAAAACAGACAAAUUUAGAGCAGCUGCUGCUGACCUUGUCUGGGAAGAUAAAUAGUGAGCAGGGAGUCUAUAAAUUGCAUCAGAGGGAGGACUUGGAGCUCGAAAAGGCCAUCAUCCUCUGCCACCUGCUCGAGACCCACCAGGAAUUUCUGCAUAAACGACAGAAAGCAAGAAAACUAACCCAGAAUGGCAGCUGCGUCGGUGCGAUUGUGCCGCAUCUAACCGACUCUAGGACCGGACUGCAUAGAAACACGAGCGCUUCGUGCUCAUCGCAGAAGAAGGCCAAGCAAGUCCAGGCACUACGAGAGUCAGAACGCAGCGUCUCGGCCGUCGAUGACCCCUGCGCCACCUGUUGGAGCAGCGCUAUAAAAAUUUGUCACCCUCACAACACUCCCCAUGCAUCGUGGGACGGCCAGCCCCCUCGUCACGCAAAGUCUACCAAGUCAGACGGGUCUCCUCCCUCCAAAAGCAUGGAACGAAACUUGGAGAAUGGCGCAGACUAUCGGUUUCUGGUCCGACAGAACUUUGAACUCUUGCGUGCGCUGGAUGAGCUUGAGAAGACUUGCAGCAUCCUGAGGGAGGAGAAUGGCCUGCUGCGGAAGAGCAGCGCUCCAGAGACGGAGGAGAAGGUCAGGCGACUGCGGAGGAAGAACACAGAGCUGGCAGUUCUUGCCAAGAAGCUGGAGGAGAGAGCCAGGAAGUUGCAAGAGGCCAACCUCAAAAUGGUGAGUUCUCCAUCGCUGAUAAGGCCCGGGUCAGUGGAACAGUAUAAGCGAGCGUUUGCGCGGCAGCGAGCGCGUGACCUUGCCCAGCACGCCGAUGCAAUGUUGUGUAAGGACAAGGAGAUCGCUGCACUGCAGCGGGGGUUUCAAGAACUGGAGACACAACACGGCGCCGCAAAGGGUUCCCCUACCCCGUCAAAAGGACUGGAAUUCGAGAAGCUUCUCAGGCAGUCCCAGAGGGAGGUGCUUCGCCUCCAAAGACAGCUGUCAGUCACCUCAUCUACGCAGCACCCAAACCGAAAUCCUGAUCCCGGUGGCCCAGAGAAGUGUGAGAUGCCUGCAGAGGCUGAGGGUGUGUCAGAAAAGGUUGUAGGAGAGGCCCCGUGUGCGCCAUUAGAUGAGUAUCCAUCUAGGUGUGAGAAGACUCCCGGAGAGGAGGAGGAGUCGGGGCUGCCAGUGACGCCCCAAUCGGGCCUCAGCCCGACCCCCUCCCAGCAGGAGGAAGGAUCAGAGGAGAAGCAUCUUCACUACCUGGAGAGUGAGCUGACCAAGAAGAGAAAAGAAUGUGAAAAUCUUGAGCAUGAAGUCAAGAAGCGGCAGAGGAAAUGUCAGGAUUUGGAGAGCCAGCUUGAGGAUGAGCGGGGCAAAAAUGAGCAACUAAAGGAGGAGGCGGAUCUCCUCAGGAGGAAGUCACAGCUGCUCGACCAGACUCGAGUUGAGAAUGAGGAGCUGAGGGAAGAACUCUUUAAAGUGACCGCUCAACACAAUUCCGUUCUCGAGGAGAACCAGAGACUCCGUGCCAAACUGGAGAACCUAGAGCAGGUCCUAAAGCAUAUGCGAGAGGUCGCUGAGCGAAGGCAGCAGUUGGAAUUGGAACAUGAGCAGGCUCUGGCUAUCCUUAAGUUCAAGCAGGAUGAAAUCAAGCGAUUGCAACGGGCUCAGUUAUUUGCCAAGAGAGAACAUGAAGGGGUGGUUCAGAUGCUGGAGAGUACACUGGACUGCAUGCAGUCAAAGGUACGAGACCUGGAGGAGAAAUGCCGCAGCCAGAGUGAGCAGUUUGGCUUGUUGUCACAAGAGCUGGAGAAGUUUCGACUGCAGGCGUCCAAGGCAGACCUGGCUGGCUCCGGCCUUCUCAACAAUCCCAGUUUCUCUCUCCUGACCAACGGAGUGGGCCUGUCCACCGAGCGAGACUGCACAGACAGCUCAUGGGAUAUGGAGUCACUGAGCGAAAUAGCCUUCUGGAGUCUCGAGGGAGGUGACAAUCUCUCCUACCCUGAGGAUGUUGCUGCCGCGCUACGGAUGGGGACCACCCCCCAUGCCGCAGGUCUUUCCAGGGUGGAGCGCUCCCCCGUCGCCAAGCAUCGAGAGCUUCCGACCAUCAGCGUCCACAAGUCGGCCUCAUCCUCCAGCAAGUCUGAGACCGCGAGCGUCACCCCCAAGUCUGACACCCAUCUCAGUCCGCACAAAUCAAGCCCGACACACGAGGUUGACACGGCCAGCGAAGUGGAGGAAUUGGACAUUGACACGGCCCCGGCACCAUGCGCAGCCAGCAGAGGAGCAGCCAAGCUUCAGGUUUUUAUUGCACGAUACAGCUAUAAUCCUUACGAUGGCCCAAAUGAUAACCCUGAAGUGGAGCUGCCGCUCACCGCAGGAGAAUACAUCUACGUGUACGGCGGCAUGGACGAUGAUGGCUUCUAUGAAGGCGAAUUGAAAGAUGGUAGGAGAGGGCUGGUCCCCUCCAACUUUGUGGAACGUGUAUCCGACGACGACGUGAUGGGCUGCCACCCUCCGGACGCCGGCGACAUGUCCCACAACUCCUUGCCCGACAGCAGUUUGCACAGUGCCAGCCACCAGUAUCACCUCCACACGGGUGUACGCGCCUCAGAGAGGACAGAGGCCUCUUCUGCCUCUGGCCCCGCCUCAGCCUCUUCCAAUUCGGCCUUGGCUGUCUCAGCCCCCCUCACCAAUGGCCUGGACUUGGAUUUGGAGGAGGUGGGAGUGGACACGGUGCCUUACCCACGUAAGCUCACCCUCAUCAAGCAGCUUGCCAAGAGCAUCAUCAUCAGCUGGGACCCCCCACUGGUGCCGGCUGGGUGGGGCAAUGUGUGGAGCUAUAAUGUGUAUGUGGACCAGGAGCUGCGGCUUAAUGUGCCCUUCGGUGCCCAAACCAAAGCGGUGCUGGAGAGGCUGGACAUCAACCUCAAGGCCUACCGCGUAUCUGUGCAAAGCCUGACAGAAAAGGGCCCCUCAGACCAGCUGCGAUGCAGCAUGCUCAUUGGUCGGGACGUUUGCGUGGCGCCGACGCAGCUGCGUGUGGACGGCGUCACCGCCACCUCUGCCAACCUGUCCUGGCUGCCCUGCAACAGUAACUAUGUGCACAUUGUGUCCUUGAAUGAGCAAGAGUGUGAGCUGGUGAAGGCUGGAUGCUACUCGCUGUGCCUCAAUAACCUCUUACCCAGCCUGCAGUACGCCGUCAAAGUGGAGGCACGGCCGCACCGCACGCCGUGGGAGUUACCCGUGGAGCGGCGUGAACGCAGGAGUGCUACCCUCAAUUUCAGCACCUUGACGGCAGUUUCAUGCCCGCAGUCUGGGAACGCAGGCCCUCCAGAUGCUCCACUGGAUGUACAGUUGGAUCAUGGUCCUUCCCCAGGGAUUGCCCUCAUCAGCUGGCUGCCAGUAACCAUUGAUAGCGCUGGAACCUCCAAUGGAGUCCGUGUCACUGGGUACACCAUAUACGCAGAUAGGAAAAAGGUGCUGGAGGUGUCCUCCCCAACAGCCGGCAGUGCUCUGCUGGGCCCGUCCCAAAUCCAGUCCCUGCAGGGAGCUCAGGAUCUCACUGUCCGGACCAUGUCUGCCCAUGGGGAGUCCUGUGAUUCUUUUCCGGUCAAUGUGCCCUCCAAGCUCGCCGCCAUCAUGGCCGGCCUUGCCGCCGCAACCCCAGCUAUGCCGCCCCUUGCCUGCACCCCUGUCGGCCCCACACCGCUUAGUUUUGGGAACUCUGCUGCCAAAAUCUCCAUGUUGCCCAACACUUUACCAACAGAAAGACGCAUGACCGGCCUCACAGUGGAGGAUGUUGCCAACCGUCCUCAUGUGCCUCACUCAGAAGCGUUUGUGUCAUCAGCCUCGUUUGUGAAGGCCUGGGCCAACCCUCCAUCUGCCGCUGCAACGGCCGACUGUGAGGCCACGUUGCCUGUCACGUCCUGUGUCACCCCAGUGAUUAAUGUGACACCCCCUACCUCUUCAGCUCCCCAACCGUCCCCUGGAACCGAACCUGCUCCUGCAACGACGGCACUGACACAAGCGACCACGUUGGAGCAGCGCAGAGACGCCGACAGCCCCGGAACAAUACGUCCUUUUCCGUCCAUCACAGAGUUCAUCGAGGAUCCCUGUGCCAAACUCGGAACCCCGGAGCGCAUUCCCACACCGCCCAAAGCCCCAAUCACAGACCUCCUCAACCCUCAGGACACGCUAAUCCUCCGACCCCCCAGUACUUCACCACUGGAUUCCGAGGUCGAGGAGGAACCUGAGAACAAGCGCCUGGUGUCCAUCGAGGAGUUCUUGAGACAGGACCAGGACCCAGGGGUCAACAGGACCCAGGAAGAGUACACUAGAGGGACAGUGGAGCAUCCCGGUGACUUCCUCACUGACAACAGUCGCUCAGAUCUGUCUGAUAUCUUAGAAGAGGACGAGGAGGAGCUUUACUCUGACCACUUUGGGGACGCGCCCACCAGGGGAUACACAGUUACAGCUAACAGGAUAAGCAAAUCUGAGCCUUCAGACAGUGACGAAGAUGUUCUUGAGAGGAUCCUCAAGUUACCCCCUCAGGUCUGCCGCAACAAGCAGCUCUUCAGCAUCCCUGAGGUGACAGAGGAGGAAGACUGCGGGCGGGAAGAGCCUUUACCUCGUCACAUACCGUCGAGGCAUAGCCGUCUUCACCCCAGAGACACGGAACACCUUCAUCACGUGCCGCAACGUCACCCUCCAUACUCCGGCCCUCACUUUCCCCCUCAGCACCACCACUUCAACAUCGAUCCCAGAUCCCAAACCAAAGAGCCUUUAUCGAGGCAAGGACCUUUACCUGUCAAACCCAAGAUGCAGCACAGAGUCCACUAUGCAGAUGCAGUAGACAGCGUAAAUUAUCCUGGUGAAAAGGAAGUGCGUUUAUGUGAAGGUCCGACCAGCAGGUGCGUGUCUGUUCGCUGUCCUCCCCAGUCCAGCCCCAACAAAGACAGAUCGCUACUCAAAGGGUUAGGGGACCGCCUUAGGAGGGAGGCCAUGCUCAGGAGUCAGAUGGCUGCGGGCCAUGGCCCUCCCCUGCCAAGACCCUACCCGGUCAGCAAAACAGUACGUACCGUGAGGUCCCCCAUCAGUCGUGGGAUGGAGAUCGAUGUGGAGUACGGCACGGAUGACGUUGAUGAACCGGGGCCGUGCACUGCGGGGGAGGUGGUGAUGGAACAGAUGAGCUCAGAGUGGUGGAUCGAAGGGGCGGAGAUGGAGCAUAUCGGACCCUCCUACCACCAGGGGACGAAGGCUAACACCUUGGAGCCCAGUCCUCCAACAGGAUCUGAAGCAGGUCCAUCUUGGGGCCCUGAUUCCGAGCAAUCCUCGAAACCCGUUGGUUUGCAAGGCAAGCGGCUCAAAGCAGGUUGUUUUGACUCACCCAAGACAAAAGGAGACACACGCAUCUUCGUGGCCCUCUUCCCUUACGACCCUGCCACCAUGUCACCCAACCCGGAUGCCCCCGAGGAGGAGCUGCCUUUUCGAGAGGGACAGAUCAUCACAGUUUACGGCGAUAAAGACGCCGACGGCUUCUAUCGAGGGGAGUCUGCUGGUCGUUUGGGCUACGUACCCUGCAACAUGGUGUCUGAGAUCCAGGUGGAGGAUGAGGCAACCCGACAGCAACUCCUCCAGCAGGGCUUCUUGUCUACUGAGGCCUCCUUGGAGAAGAUAGGCACUCGUACACAUGCACAGCUUCCACGUCGCCCUGUCCCGCCACCGAAACCGAGACGAUCCAAGAAAGUGGAGUCUGCGGCACUCUGGGAGGAGAGCAUAGACUCCUCCAGUCCAGGUCCAAGCCAGGCAGCUGCCCCGUGUGCGGGAGGGAAGCCGGUCCCGGGGUCUUGCAAGAUGUUGGCUAUCUUUGAUUACGAUCCACGAGAAAGCUCCCCCAACUCUGAUAUAGAGGCUGAGUUGACUUUCAGCGCUGGAGACGUCAUCCACGUAAUUGGAGACAUGGAUGAAGAUGGCUUCUUCUAUGGCGACCUGAAUGGACAGCGAGGGUUGGUGCCCUCCAAUUUCCUGCAGGCUUUUCCAGAGAAAGCCCCAGUCGAGCAGGUCCCAGCUCAGCCUGCGGCGGAACCCAAGAAAGAGUCACAGGGAAGCUCCUCCCCAGAACCGCAGGAGGCGGAGCCCUCAGCACUCCAAGACGCUCUGAGCCCACAAACGGAACCCCCUGUCCCCGAUCAACCCACGCACGUCGACCCACAACCCCCGUCCGCAGCUGCCCCCGCAAGCGCCACAUCAGGCCUGGGCAAGGAUCCAAGCCCGGUUCCAGUGCAGGCCUUUGCUCCCACCCCCGACCUCGCGGCAAAGCAGCUGCACACAGACUGCUCUACACCGGGCAAAAAGAAGAAAGGCUUCUUCUCCAAAGGCAAGAAACUCUUCAAAAGAUUCGGAUCCAGCAAGAAAGACUGAAAGGCAGGACGUCUGACUUGACACUCAUUGCAUCAAAGCACUUUCCUUACCGUAAUACUACACGUAGUAGUUCGUUAGUAGUUAGUAGUUAGUUAGCUAGGAGCACUGCUACAUUAGCAGGGAACGGCAAUGCCACUGGCCUUGCUAAUAUGCUCUAAUAAUUCCUCCUGAUUGGAAGCCAGGCUUUAAUGCAGCGUCCUUCCGCUUUCUCUCAUCUCCGGGGAGAUCCACCGCUUGGUAGUCGUCGCACCGGCCAGGACUGGUGGCAGCGUGGAAAGCUUGUAUGGCUACACUACAAUGGCUACACAGUUGUACUCUAGCAAGGCCGCUCCGAGCUUGAGUGAAUUAGGUUCGUUUUUAAGGACGUUCUGACUGUUUAUGCCAUGGGGUGUCCAAACUUUUUCCACCAAGGAGUGAAAAAAUGAAAGGAUGCCAUAAUUACUAAUAUAAGGCAUUCACCCGUCUAAUUGUUGUAGGUUUGAAUGAUCUCACAACAGCACAAUAAUCCUAAUGACUAAAACAUAAGCUACUGUUGAGGCCGUAACCCACGCCAAGCUAAAACUCUGCUCUGAAACCCCCAACGUCACUUCCUGUCCACCCGUCACUCAGCUCCCCAAAGUGGAACACAUGAACUUCAACACACUUUAGCAUGAGUCUUGGUUUCUGUUAUGUCUACUAUAUUGCGUAAUACCCGCGUAAAGGUGACUAUAGGGGUGUUAUUUCUUGUCUGGUGGGCUCUAACAGUGUUUAGAACAAGGGUCUCAAACUCAAUUUACCUGGGGGCCACUGGAGCUAGGGUCUGGGCAAGGCUGGGCCGCAUCAGGUUUUCAAAAAAAAACAAAAAUGCAUUUAUUAAAAACAGAAAAAUAUACAAACUUUUUCAGUGCUUUGGUUCCGAAAUUCUACGAUAAAAGCUCUGAUAAAACUUUCCACUGUUCUCAAAUAUCUUAAUUUUUAUUUUUCUGCACAAAAUAAGAUGAAAAAUAAAUAAACAAAUCAAGAAUAAAGAAAAUCAAUCAAUCAGUAAUAAAUAAAUAAAUAUAAUAAUAAUAAUAAAACGGCAAAUAAUAAAAACUUAAGAAACCACAUAUAGUUGGUGGGUAGACAAAUUAUUUUUUUCAGAUUAAAAUGAACAAAGCAUUAUUAGAGCCCUGUAGACAUGACAAAACACGACUAUAGUCACAUUUAUACUCUUUUUUUAUUUACAACAUAUUGCGCAAUUGCAGGGUCUUGAGACACAUGCUGACUUGCAAACUAGAGAGCUAGCGACCUAAACGGUAGCCUUCAAGUAAUUUCCUUUAAACUUAAAUAGCCAAAAACUUACCACUUCCACACGGAUAGGGAGGAUAACUAUUAACAGUUAUUUAACCUUUAACAUGAACAUUAAUCAAACGUAAUAAUUUUUUCUGGGUACAUGACACCAUACAGCAUCCAUAUUAAACUUGCGCAGGCCGCACUAACAUUAAACUUUCAUAUCAAGGCGGGGGCCUCAAACUAGUGUCCUGCGGGCCACAUUUGGCCCGCAGGUCGUGUGUUUGAGACCCCUGAUUUAGCAGAAGCGGUAAGGAAGACGAAAGUCUCACUGACCUUUGAGCCGCUUGCCUUGCAAACCACAUUUGGCCCGCGGGCCGCGUGUUUGAGACCCCUGGUUUAGAAGCUUGUAAACCGGUUUUCUAUGCUCUAACUUCUAACUUAACUACGUUGCAGUGUUGGAAAGCCUUGGUGGAGAAAGUUUGGACACCCAAGCAUGAAAUUCUAUUGCUCCCGCUGAGUGCAGCCAAGCUGUCGGCAACAGUGAUGAUACACAAGAGCAGUGUGUGUGUGUGUGUGUGUGUGUGUGUGUGUAUACGGCCCAAAGCAAAUUAACACAGGAACUUGCUGGUGUAACCGAUGCAUCCAAUAUGUUUGCGCUCAUGAGAAUUAAGUAGCGUUCCAUACAAAAAAGUGACUUUAAAUCGUAACAUUUAGCAUUUGUACAGUUAACUAGCGCUAGCAGCACAAAGAGUGCAUCACUGCAUCACACACACUGCUCACAAACGGACUCGUAUCCAUUCACGUAUUGGGGCAAUAUGAGUAACAUGCAUGUUUUUUUUUUGGACAAUAGCAACAUAACAUAGUUGAUACAUAUAAAUAAUACUUGAAUGCAUUUUUUUCAGUCGUCAUCCACUGAAGCAACACCGCUUGUUGUGUAAAGCAAGUUCUGUUGGUGUUGGUAACGACUCGGGCUGUUUUAGUCGAAGCAGAGUCCUCACAUUUGGUGAAAAAAAGUGCAGAAAAUUGCCAAACUCUUAUCGGUGCUUUUACUGUGAAGGCAGGAGAAUCCAGUCUGGGUGACUUUUUAGCUUAUCGAGCGUGCACGAUGAUGCCAAGACGACAAAGAAAGGUACAGAUAUGACGUGUGGAUGCUUCAGGGAAUCAGGAAAAGAGGGCAAACACUUUUUUUUUUUUUUUUUUUUUGGAGGGUUGCUGAAGUGCGCGGCAAAUCUUUGUGCUGUUGUUGUGUUUACGGCCUUGACUGCACCAGUUAGUAGCGCUCUGCUUAGCAACCCACAUACGCGUAGAGUAGAUUUAGCCUUACAGGAAGACGUUGUGUAGUCUUAAUUUUGUUGUUUACAGGAUGUUUAUUGAUUGCAUGUUGCCGUCUUCUGCCUUAUUUAUUAUGUAUUUGUUUUUAUUUACGUCUACAAUGUCAAUUGUAGAUUGAGAUGCAGUGAGGUAGGAGUUAUGUAUAUAAUGGACACCCCGUACAUUUUUAUAUUAUAUAUAUAUAUAUAUAUAUAUAUAUAUAUAUAUAUAUUUAAGAAAAAAGUUUUUCUUACCUUUUUGGAAGCUGGUGUGUAAAUGUUCCUAUUUUCGCCCAUGCAGUGUUGACGGGGGUAUCUUGAAGGUGUGAGCUUGUGAUGCUUGCUUUUUACAUUAAAUAAAGGAUGUAUAUUUUCACAUAAAACACAAACGUGUGGGGGGGGGGAAAAAUGAUCUUUAUUUCAUACUCAUGAUAUAACGAUGACUAAGUCGAGGAAAAGAGUCGUUCGGCAGGCUUUGCUCGCUGCCACACGGCGCCAAUGUGAACCGGCGAAAUGGCGACACACUGGGUGCCGUGUGGCCGGGCCAGACAAAAGCCGCUUCCUCUUUUUUUUUUUUUUUUUUUUUUUUUUCUUCCAACUUCCUGGGAGAGGCCGCCAUGUUCCUGAAGCCGACAGUACACUCAUCCAUAAAGUAGGAAACACUACACUGUGGCAACAAGUUUUUAGUAGUGCUUUCUACUUUAUGGAUGACUGCACUGUUUGUCCAAUGGUCGUCUUUGGUCCACGUUACGCAAUCACGCUUCCUCGUCCGUUUGCAAACUCAACACUUCAAACAUAAUCACUUGUUUGCUUCAUCUAAAUGCAUCUUUUUUGUUUUCCAAGUGAAAAAAAAGGGUUCGCCGCUGCUGCCCGUGUCCCCUGCCUGAAGGAAGCGCUAUCUGGAGGAAGCCAUUUUGUCCGGCAUGAGUAAGCUUUUCUGUCACACUCACAAGGUAUGUCACAAAACAGAGGUUAAACCACAUUAAACAUAUGACAUGUGACCGUUUCGCCAGCAAGAAGUCCAACUUUUCAGUACAACUUCCUUUCACCGCCGCACCAUCCAGUCUGUCAAAUCGCUUUCAGAGAUCUUCGCACCCGUCGUCACUAAAAUUCUAACAUCAGUCGAAAAGCUCCCUGGUCAUACUUUACCUCGGUGGUUUCUUCAGCCAGCUCCGCAGGUCGCCGUCGUCGUCGCUCGGGUUGGACAAAGUGAGCGAAGAAGAAGUCUGCGUCUCCUUUUGAAGCCUCUUCCACCACGUGACGUAACCACAGGAAGAGGUCUAACAGUCGCAGCCGCGCUCCUUCUUCUGCUCUUCCGUCUUUACUGUCUUACCUUCUGCACACGCGUAGAGCGCUUGUGAUAUCACCCCCGCCACCCCCCACUACCCCCACCCAGACCACCACACACACGUGCGCAUUGAGACAUUUGGGGCGAGAGUUUUAAGGCCGGUAGCUAAUUUAUUCAUCACCUCCACCAAGCACCAUAUUGUGAUUUAAACCAUAAAUAUUAUUAUCCAUAUUUAGAUUCCUUGACAUGAAAACAUACCAUUAGCAAAUGGAUUACCAGUGGUAUCGAUAUUAGUUCUGUAGUUAUUCACAGAAAUGACAUUUUCUGUAAUGGCGGUUUUAUUCCGUCUCUAGCUCCACGACAUGAAUUUGGUCUCCAAAAAUGUAGACAAUAAUAUUGCUUAGCAUCAAUUUGUGGGACAAUAAUCCUGUGGGACUGCCCAUCCCGAAACCAUAGCUCAUCUCUGGGACACUUUUUUUUUUUUAGCACUUUUGCUAAAAAAAAAUAAAUGCAGCAACGAUAGGAACAAGCCCCUGGCGUUGUAGUGAUCAGUGGCGUCAUUAGGCCUAUUUUAGGGGGGUCUACAGUCCCCCUAAAAUGUUCUUAAGCCCCCCUAAAUAAUUUGAUAUUUUUUAUUGAUUUUUUUUACAAAAAAAAUAUCGGACAAAUUUAAUAUAAUAGGGCAAAAGCAGGCUAAAAUAAGCAAGCCAAUAAGCAGCCUAAUACUAGCCUACUACUAGUAUAUAAUAAUCAGAAGAAGAAGAAUGAUGAUAGUAAUAAUAAUAGGCUAUUGAAUAAUAUAAUAAUGAUUAUUAUAUCAUUGAGCUUGAGCAGCGGUUUUGCAGUAUAGAUUGUGUGUACUUGUGUAAAUUUAAUGGUGGCCUAAAACAAUUGAGUAUCUCUACUAAAUCUGUCCAAAAGUGGGAAAGUUAUAUCCCGGUUCUUGUUCCUUAUUUGUUUUUUGGGGAUUUUUUUUGAAUGUCUACUACAUUCAUUCAUAUCCUGUACAUCUCCAGGGGGCGAAACCUAGUGACGCUAAGAUUUCGAUGUGUUGAAAUUCAAUGUUUUUUUUUCCAUGACAGUAGCAUUACUGACUCCUGAACGCCUUUUGAUUGUAUUGUUGUUCAUGUUGCAAUACUUAGGUAAAAUAUAUGUAAAAUUUGCAUCAAUAUGCAUUUUUUUGGAUAAAUAGGCCUGCGUGUAUUCUUAAUAUAUUCUAAAACCGUGAAAGUAAAGCCACUAAAUUUGAGGCGUGCACACACACACACAACCGUACGUGUCUUUAUUACUUUGUGUGGACCAUAUCACUAAUGGUGUGUGUGUGGUGUGGUGGGGGCAUUCUUUGAACCGUUAGUCCCGACCUGGAGCUCAUGUAGGUUAGCAGCUGAGAGGCAAAGUGAGCGUGGGAUUGGGGAACCAGUGACACCUAUUUCACGCAAACGGGGGUUUGGCUCCAGCUGUGCCGGUAAGGAAGGCCUUCCUGAGCCCAAACGGCUUCUAGCGAUAUCUACCUUAUCUUGGCCGGCAGCUAUCUCAGCUUUACCCCCCCCCCCCAUGCACACUCACCCCCAUGGGUUGCCGAGCAGCUGCUCAACGCUCACUGAAGAUGUCAUUUGGAAAAGGAAGUGAAAUCCUCAUGACCAUCGGCCUGGGGUUGUUUCUGUAGCUACCAAAGAGAGGAAGUUGGCGUGAAACGUGAACGUGUGUCAAUGCUGUCCACCCCCCCACUUUAUCAGUGGCAUCCCCUUCCUCUCGCCUCCUUUGUCGCCCACGACGACACAGCCUUUUCAGUCGAAGUCGUUGGGCCUGCUCGCCAAAGAGCUGACAUGUCCAAAUAAGGGCAAAAGCGACAAGUUUGCAAGCCAUGUGUGCGUGAAAACCCAACGCCGCACGCUCGGCUGCGCCUCUAGCAGAGCCGCGUCUGCCUUCCUGUUUGACGAGGCCUGCGGUCGGCUCGAAGUCUUGCAGCACGGCGCUCAAGAGUUCUCGGUUUUGUUUUUGCUCAGACGCUCUCUGGAGAUGACUUCGCCCACACGGGCACGGGUGACCUUUGGGGUGACAUUCUGUCGCCGAAAUGCACAACGAGGCGACACCAACAGCUCGUCUUCUGGAAGCAUUUUAGAAUUAGACAAAUUUACAAAAAAUGCGAUGCUCAACCUGCUAGGUCGUAUUUUAAAAUAGCUAAUAUGUUUUGUUCUUACAUGCUAACGUUUACAAUCUUUGUUGAAGUUAAGUUGCAGGGCAGUAUUUGGUCUUUAGGAUAGUGCCUUACUACAGUACUACAGUACUACAGUAAUUCCUCUUUUAUAGAUAUAGACUUUCUUUAUUGUCAUUGCACAUUAACACAGCAGUGAAAUUGCCAACAAAAUGUUGUUGCCUGGCUCCCGUGUAAUAUUUUUUGUAAUUAUUUUAUUAUUUAUUUAUUUAUUAUUUAUUAUUAUAUAUAUUUUUUUCUUUUAUUAUCAACUCCCAACGUGAAGUAGGAUUCUUUAUUUAGAUAUGUUCAUAGUUCAUAGAAAACCUGUUUUACAAGCUUCUAAAUGUUUUUUUUUUACAUUAGAGACAUCUACACAUGAAAUAACACCCCUAUAAUCAUAUUUUUUUCUGCUAUUACCCAAUAGAGUAGACAUAAGAGAUAAAAUUAGACUUGUGCUCUUGUGGGUUGCUGUAAAUGUUUUCCGGUGACAAUUCAGAGCCGGUUGUUUAAUUAGUUUUAUGGAAGCUAAUUUAAUCAAAUUGGACCUUUUUUUGCAGCCCUUGGUGGUAAAAGUUUUCACCCAUGCUUUACGUGGGUGGGUGGGGGCUUGUACUCACCUUUCCUCCCAUGCUCAUGACCCCAAGUCAUCAAGUUACAGUGAAAUGAACACCAUGGUCUUCAAUACUUAGCAAAAACGGUUAUAUAAUCUAGGCUCACAUUCCCUUGACGGCAUAAAUAACAUAGAAAGCCUCCAUCCUAUAGUUUGUGUAGGCUUCUGCCAAGAAGAAUAUCAACAAGGCCGCAUUACGAUUCCCCCUGGUGGCAAUAUCUAGUACUGCACACUGGUUAAAUCACUCACAAAACGACGCCAUUCAGAAAACCGGUUGCAUAAAAGUUAGAGGUUGGUAGUCUAAUAAUUUAAGUACUGUAUAGUAGUGUGCAAUGUGAAUUUUGCUUAAUAAGACACAAAGCUACGUAACCAAUUCUAAAACACAAGACCUUUAUUUGUCAUGGAACAAAGACAACUUCUGAAGGGAAGUUCCUGAAGAUUAACACGAACGUGAAAAUGAAAGAAAAUAUGUUUUUUUUUCCACUAUUUACAAAAGUAGAGUUGCCGAAGAGACAUCCAGGCCAAGGUGUCCUCGUCGCUUAUGUCUUCACUGCCGUAUCUCUGGACUUGUAAAUCACUCUUCUACUCUUCAGCUCUCUCAC
Messenger RNA from Doryrhamphus excisus (bluestripe pipefish), 14397 nucleotides. Lineage: Eukaryota; Metazoa; Chordata; Actinopteri; Syngnathiformes; Syngnathidae. The record is from RefSeq and is a predicted model, not a curated record.